Molecule: messenger RNA, 430 nt
Organism: Jaculus jaculus (lesser Egyptian jerboa)
Lineage: Eukaryota; Metazoa; Chordata; Mammalia; Rodentia; Dipodidae
Product: dynein light chain 1, cytoplasmic-like
Exons: 1
Coding region: 7-276 (89 amino acids)
Biological process (GO): cilium assembly; microtubule-based process
Cellular component (GO): cytoplasmic dynein complex
Molecular function (GO): dynein light intermediate chain binding; dynein intermediate chain binding
Source: RefSeq, a predicted model, not a curated record
CCAACCAUGGGCGAUCAUAAGGCAGUGAUCAAAAAUGCAGACAUGUCGGAAGAGAUGCAACAGGACUCGGUGGAGGGCGCAACUCAGGCGCUGAAGAAAUACAACAUAGAGAAGGACAUUGCGGCCCACAUCAAGAAGGAGUUUGACAAGAAAUACAACCCCACCUGGCACUGCAUUGUGGGGCGGAACUUCGGGAGCUAUGUGACACACGAAACCAAACACUUCAUCUACUUUUACCUGGGUCAGGUAGCCAUUCUGCUGUUCAAAUCUGGCUAAAGGCGAGGACUGCCAAACACCCAGUGAUCCAUCCAAAAUAAGGACUGCAGCCGAAACUCCAGUACCAGAGACUGAAAUCCUCACCCUGGCUAAGGGAACGCCUCGUUUGAAUCUUGACUGUGUCUGUACAGGGCAUCCUCUGUACUAGUUUAUU